This is a messenger RNA of Misgurnus anguillicaudatus (oriental weatherfish), 1381 nucleotides long. NCBI's taxonomy places the organism in Eukaryota, Metazoa, Chordata, Actinopteri, Cypriniformes, Cobitidae. The record is from RefSeq and is a predicted model, not a curated record.
AGUUGCAGUUAGUUAAACAGAACUGUAAACUAGAAACAUUUGCAAUGGUCUCAAACCUUUGAAACCCCUUGUACAUAAGUACUCUUUUUAUACGUGCUGUCAUGUCCUGGAGAUAACAACACUUGGAUUUUGUUUCUCUUUAAAGUGACCAGUGGAAACUUUGACUUUUCCAUGGCAACAAAGAACUAUUCGCUCUAAUUUGCAAAAGAAAAGCUGUUGAAGUGUAGUGUAGUCUUGGGGAAUGUUAUAUUUGGUUUUGCUCACUAAUAGAAGUCUCAUUAUUUAGCCUUUCAGGGCACCAGGAAACCAAGCAAACAGACGGAGUGACCCUUUGUCAAGCACCUCUCUCCUCUUUCUGAGGAUCAUUGCGGCCCUCUGGCAUCAAAUGGCACAGUUCAGCGUGGAGAGGGCAUGUCGACGUCCCUCAAGAGCGUUUCAUUGAAUUUGAAAAAUAGAUUUUGUCCACAACCGAGACAUAAAAGAGGACACACUCUGGGUUGAAUUAAGGGACAUAUUAAAACAGCAGGACUGAGAUGAUGGACUCUUGCCAAAAGGAUCUGACUUCAUGGAUCUGACCGGAUUUCUAAAUUGAAUUUGGUGGUGCACGCGACCUGGAUCAAGGAAGAAACGUUUUCAAAAGUGCCAGUGGGUAUUAAAGCAUUAAGUUCUUUAUGCCCAGACUGAGAUGUAUUAUUCAGCGUGUUAUCUUUUCUAGACCGCUCUGUAUAAAAGCAUGGAUAUGCAGAAGUCUUUUUUGUGUCCGGCAAUGUUUGAUUUGGUCAGUGAUCUCAACUUUAUGGACAUGCAGAGCAAAUCUAUUUUGGCACCAAAGGAGACCCACAGCACAGAGUGCAAUGGACGGUACCAGGACUUGACUUCCAUCCAUGCAGUCGACAUCUCAGCUGGCUUUUGUGCGCUGGCAUCGACCACCACAUCUCCGGUGAUGAACGUGAACGCCAGUAACGGGAAACCCAAGCGGAAACGGUUGAUAAGCAGCGUGCAGCGCCAGGCCGCAAACGUCCGAGAGCGCAAACGGAUGUUCAGCCUAAACGAAGCGUUUGACCUGUUGCGCAGAAAAGUUCCCACGUUCGCCUACGAGAAAAGACUGUCACGGAUUGAGACUUUGCGUUUGGCCAUCAUUUACAUCGAUUUCAUGACAGAGAUACUCGAGAACAAAUAAGCGCGCGUGAAAGUUUCCACUGCGUUUUUCGUGUUUAGAUGAACAUUUAUUAAGGUACUCUCAUAUAUUGUAUUACAAAAAAAUAUAUGUUUUAUUAUUGAUAUGUUAUUUAUGCCACGGACAUGAUCUAUCCAAAGCAAGAGAGGUUUGAGAAUUGUGUAAAGUUGCAGAACAAAAUUGUUGAAAAUUAUUAAAACUGUA